Coregonus sp. 'balchen' is the source of this 11692-nucleotide messenger RNA. The record is from the annotation of a GenBank genome assembly. NCBI's taxonomy places the organism in Eukaryota, Metazoa, Chordata, Actinopteri, Salmoniformes, Salmonidae.
AUCGAAGUCGCACCUAAAUGACGUAAAAUUAAAGCGUCCAAGCUGUCGUUCUUUUGUGUUUAUCUCUCAACUGCGACGUUUUAGAAGUGAAUUUGUCUUCGUUCCGUUAGCUAAUUGGGUAAAACUUUUGUAGUGUUUCUGUGACGAUGGACUGGCGGAGUACUUAGCCAAAAGUCGAUGGACUGUAAUUACAUGCAAAAAUGAACAAAGGGUGGCUGGAACUCGAGAGUGACCCGGGUAAGAAGCUAACGCGUUAGCUGCGAAUGUUAGCGAACAAUUCUUUGUCAGAUAUAAUCUAAUCUGCAAUCAGAAUGUUUGAUCAUCUCAAUAUGUUUUACUGCCAGUAAACACAUUAAUACGUUUAGUAGCAAAAAACGUUAUAUAGAUUGAUGCGCAGGGCUAUAGAUAGUUACUGUAGCUUGUAAUAUAUCAAUUCCACACUAGUUAGCUAGUACAUUGUUCAUUAACGUUAGUUGCACCAGCAGGAGGAAUUACCUACAAUGUCUCUGUUUGUAUGACCGAUGCCAUUGUGUUACAUUUUCAAUUAACGUGUGUUUUCUUAUGGUGUGUGCAGGGCUAUUCACGCUCUUGGUGGAGGAUUUUGGUGAGUUGAUUUGACUGGUUGGUUGAUAAAGUAAACCUGUACUGGAUAAGCAGCACAUAGUUUGAGCAUCCCUUUGUGUAUUUUGCAUAUGUGUUUGUAAUGUAGGUGUGAAGGGGGUUCAGGUGGAGGAGAUAUAUGACCUACAAAGCAAGUGUCCAAGGUAUGGAGCAAUGAUCAUCAAGCCACUGUCACUGUGUCACAAACUCUGAAAGCAUCACUAUUAUAAGCCCACUGUAUAUAUAGCCUAGGCCUACUAGUGUAUAAACCCAAAUAUGUGGACAGCUUUCUGAUGUUCUUGAUUCCUGUCCCCCCACCCAGCCCUGUCUAUGGCUUCAUCUUCCUGUUCAAGUGGAUUGAGGAGCGAAGGUCUAGGAGGAAAGUCUCCACCUUGGUGGAUGAGACCUCUGUCAUUGAUGAUGACAUUGUUAAUGACAUGUUCUUUGCCCACCAGGUGAGUCUGUUUUAAUCCUUGACUAUAAGGUUCAGGGCAGUCAGUUUGCAGUAAUAGUGAUUUGCAUGCAUGGAGGCUAUAUUGUUGUCAGAAUGUGGUGCAUUCCAUCAUUUCCUACUGUGUCAUAGGAAGGCAUUGUUUUUCUUUUGAGUUCAUUGAGUUCCUUUACACUGUUAUUAUUUCUGUGCCCAGCUGAUCCCCAACUCCUGCGCCACCCAUGCACUUCUGAGCGUGCUCCUCAACUGUAGUGGGGUUGAGUUGGGCACUACCCUCAGCCGCAUGAAGACCUUCACUAAAGGCUUCGGACCAGAGGUGAGGACACACACACACACACACACCUACCUCUCUCCUAUUUCUGCUGUGGUGUUAGGAUUAUAAUCAAAUUUUACAUCGCUUUCUUUCAUGUUCUUUCAGAGUAAAGGCUACGCCAUUGGAAAUGCCCCAGAGCUGGCCAAAGCACACAACAGCCAUGCCAGGUAGGAGGCGCUGCUGCAUAUGUCCCUCCCUUCCUACCACUAGGUUUUAUUCAGUAGGCACAAUGAAAAUAAACAGGCUGAAACAGGGAGUAACCUACCUGAAAUUGAUCAAUUAGAAACAGUUGUUUUCAUUUUCUGUUGCAAAACAUUUUUGCUACGGUGUGCACUAAUGAAUACAACCCUGAUUUGUACAAAUGUGACUCUGCCACCCAUGAAUGAUUCUUACUCCUCUUCCUUCUCUUGUUUCCAUGGAGACCGGAGCCCAGGCACCUGCCGGAGAAGCAGAAUGGGAUUAGUGCCGUGCGGACCAUGGAAGCGUUCCACUUUGUCAGCUACGUGCCCAUCAAAGACCGCCUGUUUGAGCUAGACGGCCUCAAGGCAUACCCCAUUGACCACGGUGAGACUGCACACUGUGAUGGACUAAAGGAAGCAGCGUAGUACUGCUCACUCACGUUGAGACAGCCUAGCGCAGCCUUUCUUAAAGUAUGGGUCACGACCCAAAGUGGCUCGUUAAUGGUGGCUCGCGAUUUGUCCGAGUAAAUGUAUUAUUCUUUCAUUUAAUUACUGGAAUUGAUUUGGCCAAGUGCAACUGCGCUCUCUGUUCAGUGCGCUCUCUGCUUAGCAGUGGUGUCUCUGCUUAGUUUGGCAGCUGUGCGAGUGGGAGGGAGAUGCCCGUGUGCUUCGCGGUUUACCAGAUCUUUUUUCUGCAGUUUUAUUGAAGAUCAGCAGCAGAUGAUGCGCUGUCAGCCACUGACUUGUCAUUCCCAAUCGCCAUCACUCACCGCUGUCAUCAAAUGGACUCAAGCUAGCCACAAGUUCUGACUGAGCUCAAUCAUCAUGAAACGCAAAUACAGCGAUGAGUUUCUCUCUCUUGGUUUCAUACAAACUUUGAGAAAUAACGAGGAACCCAGGGAGUUCUUUCAGAACAGGGCAGAAUGCUUCAGGAAACAGUGCUUCGACAGUGGAAAAGUAAGUCAGCUAGCAAGGCAUUGUUGUCAUUUUGUCAACAGGUGACGAUAAGCAGAAAUAAGGAAGUACUAUCUCUCAUAGUUGUAGAUGUGAGUUUCUCUUCCAAACAAUCCCCUUGUACACAGCUAAUAGCUAGCUAGCUAAAGUUAGCCAAAGCAAGCAAGCAAGCUAGCUAGCUACUGAUAGUGCACCAUAAGUAACAGUACAUCUUACUGUAGACACUUAUUGUUGAAAGCAAAUCUAAGUUGGAACUGUUGCUGUUAAAAUACAAGUAAUCAUUUUUAUUCUGGAAUAAACUGAUUGAAGCAAUAUGCUUUUUGAGGCAAACACUCACAGUUCUGGGUUGCUUAUCUACAGCAGGAAGCGGUCUCCUGCCUGCCUGAGAAAGCAGUAGAUGUUCUGAUCCAGUUUGGCACCACAUACCUAUGUGAGUCAGGGUUCUCAACUCUGGCGUCCUUAAAAAACAAGUACAGAAAUAGACUCAAUGCUGAGCAUGACCUCAGGGUUGCACUGUCAAAAACUGAGCCCAGAAUAGACAUGAUUGUUGAAAACUUCAACCAGCCACACACCUCUCAUUAGGACUGUGUGUGUUUUAUUCUGGUCUACAUCUGUGUGAUGUGAUCAAUCAGUUUAUUCCAGUUUAGAAUACCAUUUUUAAAAUUGUAUUUUAACAGCAACAGUUGCAACCUUUUUUUCAACAUUACUUUCUACAGUAAGAUGUACGGUAGGCCUGAUCAUUUCAUCUGUACUGUUACUUAGUGUUGCACUAUCAAAAACUGAGUGUGUGUUCUGUUCUUCAUCUGUGUGAUGUGAUCAAUCAGUUUAUUCCAGUUCAGAAUGAAAAUGAUUUAUUGUAUUUUAACAGCAACAGUUCCAACCUAUACAGAUAUAUAAGAGUGUUUUUAAUGGGGGAAAAUAAACAUGAAUAGAUAUUUAUAUGGAUAUUUAAUUUAAUUGUUAUUUGUUUUUGUCUAUUUUGCAUUUGUUUUAGGCAUAAGGGCAAUGACAUUUACUGAUAUUUAUUUAUAGUUGCAUGUUUUCCUAAACUUGGGUCCCAGGAAAACACAGCAUUUCUCGUUUGGUCCCAGGCUGAAAAAGUUUAAGAACCCCUGGCCUAGCGUCUUCAUAGAGCUGGAAUGUCAAGGAAAGCACAUUGCUAUGACUUCUCUAAUCUACUGUGUGACAAUACAACACUUGAUGACUACUGUGAGACCACAAUGGCUCAUUCUCAAAUGGCACCCUAUCCCCUAUGUAGUCCACUACUCUUGGCCAGGGUCAAUAGGGUGACCACAUGGGCUCGAGAUGAAAGCUUUUCUUCUUCCUUCGCCUCUCUCUCUCGCUCUCUCAGGGCCAUGGGGAGAGGAGGAGGAGUGGACAGAUAAGGCGCGACGGGUCAUCAUGGAGAGGAUUGGUUUGGCCACAGCUGGGUGAGUCUGAGGCCAAUCUCCUGCCUCAGUAACACUGAAUGAGAUGUUACGCACACACACUCACUCACACACUUUUCUUUCGCCUCUCAGAGAGCCAUACCAUGAUAUUCGCUUCAACCUGAUGGCAGUGGUUCCUGACCGCAGGGUGAAGUAUGAGUCCAAACUAGAGAUCCUCAAGAGGAACAGACAGAUCGUUCUGGAGGGAUUACAGCAGGUCAGGAAACACGCACAGAGGAGCCAAUUGAUACACACACACCCACACUUUCUCACUGGGGUGUAUCUGAUCAGGUGUGUUCCUUUUAGCUUGCCCGGUGUCCCGUUUAAGCAGAGAUUUCACUUUAGGAUCAAUAGAAUGGUCUAAAAUGUGCAAACUCUACCCAACCAGUGCCCCUGGCGAGCUAAAACGAAUGCACCCAUACCAAUAGACCACGUGUGUCUGAUUGACUUGACUUGAAUGUGACCUGUUCUCCAGCUGAUCCGGGUCACCCAGCCAGAGCUAGUCCAGGACAGAAAGCAGCAGGACUCCUCCCCCUCGGAGGACACGCCCCCUGCUAUCAAAAAAGAAGAGGCAGAUCCUCAACCUGUUACAUCACAGGGGGCCGAGCAGACUCCUCCCACAGGUAUUAAAUUCAGCUCCAACCUCCCCAAUGUAGAUUACCUUUAUAGACACGAAGAAGGGUUUCUGUGAGUCCGUUUGUAUGUCCCAAAUGGCACCCUAUUCCGUUUAUUUCGUUUAUAAUCGGUUUAUUCCAGUUCAGAAUGAAAAAUGAUUUAUUGUAUUUUAACAGCAACAGUUCCAACCUAUACAGAUAUGUAAGAAUGUUUUUAAUGGGGGAAAAUAAACAUGAAUAGAUAUUUAUAUGGAUAUUUAAUUUCAUUGUUAUUUGAAUUUUGUCUAUAUGGCAUUUGUUUUAGGCAUAAGGGCAAUGUAAUGUACUGAUAUUUACAUAUAGUUGCAUAUUUUCCUAAGCUUGGGUCCCAGGAAAACACAGAAUUUCUAAUUUGGGUCCCAGGCUGAAAAUGUUUAAGAACCCCUGGCCUAUGUAGUGCAGUAUUUUUGACCAUAACCAUAUGGGCUCUGGUCAAAAGUAGUGCACCAUAAAGGGAAUUUGAUGCCAUUUGGGGUUCAUCCUGUCUCAGGGUAUGAUGUGCUGCAACAGUUCCACUGACGUCCAUGAAUUUCUCACUGUCUCUCCCCCUGUUCUGCGGACGGUGCAGCAGCCCAGUCCCAGUCGACUCCCACCCCCUCAAGCAAAGGGAAGGCCAUGGGGAAACCAACCGCCCCAUCGGGGAGAGGGGGAGCCACGCAGCCUGUCAACAGCCCCACCCUAAUCGUCCCGCGCCUGCCCGCCUUCCUGGACAACCACAACUACGCCAAGUCCCCCAUGCAGGUCAGGAGGAGGGGGAUUGGUUAUGAUGUGACACAACUCAAAUUUCCUCACAUAACUCUCAUUAACAUCAAUGCGUGAUGAUUUUCACAACAGGCUUGACUUACAUACACAUAUCUCAAGUUAGGAUUCGGCCCCAUGGACCAAUACUAUAUGUUUGCCGUGACAAGGUAGAUGAUUGGUUGUUCUCUGUGAUUGACAGGAGGAGGAGGACCUUGCGGCAGGGGUGACGGGGGUAGGUCGUCCCCGGGUGCCUGGCACAAACCAGCCCCCUUACUCUGACGAUGAUGACUAUGGGGAGGUAGAAACUGUCACAGCAGCGGGCACACCCACCAGGUCAGCUCCACACAACUAGAGUUGUUCUAGUUCUAUGGUCAUUCUAUUUCUAUGGUCAUUCUAUUCUAUUUCUAUGGUCAUUCUAUUCUAUUUCUAUGGUCAGCUCCAUAUCGCAUGGUGUUUCCAUUAAGACUGUGGUAAAGGCCUUAGGUGUUUGGUGUUAUUCAGACUAAAAAGCGAUGUACCACUUAUUUUUAAUUGAAUCCAAAAUGUUCCCCUCGGGACUUGAUAGUUUGUGUGUGUGUGUUUAGGUUCAGGCGGAAGGCGGGCCUGCGUUCCCGUACGGGCCGUGUAGGCGGCGGCGGCGUGGAGACCAAGCUGGCGCUGAGUGUCCUGGCCGAGAAACUCAAGAAGGAAGUCCAGAGGAAGGACGCUCUGGCCACGCCCCUCUCAGUCCGCACUGAGGGCCGCACGGGGGGCAUCGUGAUCACCGCCGCCUCGCAGCCUUCGCCCACGCCCAGCAAUGAGAGCACCGACACCGCCUCGGAGAUCGGCAGCGCCUUCAACUCGCCACUGCGCUCCCCGGCUCGCUCCCAGGUGGCAACGCGGCCCUCCAGCCCCGUGGCGUCCCACCUGUCCCGGGUGCUGUUCGGGGAGGACGAGGGUCUGCUGAGGCUGGACGCCAGACACAACCGGGCUGUUAGAGAGCUGGGGCCCUCCGUCAGCACCGCCCUGCUGCAUCUACAGGAGGACGGGGUUAUAUAUGCUGUACCGCCACCCGGUGAGGAUGGAUGGAUGGACGUGUGUGUGUAUGUGUGUGAGAGAUAGGUAGAGUGAGAGACUGGACCUGUGGGGAAGUGAACAUGGGCACUCGAUUUAAGAUUAUUAUCAAAGAGCAGCUGCUUACCUUCAGACCUAAUUACAUAAACCAUAUUAAUACCUGGAUUAUACUAAUCUAAUACCAGACUGACACAGCUCUGGACAUGCAAGAGCUAAACAAUGCAUUAACUGGUAGGGAUGUAACAAUUCACCGAUACGCAUCGGUCCCCGAUUCAAAUGUUUACGAUACAAGUGCAUCGAUCCGCGGACCACAAACCGAUCCAAAUGUAGCAUGCAUCAGUCAGAAAAUCGAUUCAAACGUUACGAAUCGGCGGUUCACGAAAAUGUUUUGCUCAUAUUACAUUAUUUUUACCUUCUGAAAAUACCUCUCAUCUUUCAGUGUCGAACUGCAUGUAACUGUGUUGACAGUCAUUUUGCAUGCCGAACAAUCCCAUGCAAUAUCGGUAGCUUAGUCAAACUGCACAUUGUGCCCAGCUUCACGCGCUGACCAACGCGAGGUAGGCUGCCUGAUCUCGCACAUCUGCGUGGCACCUUCAGCAUUCAAUUGCUAAAAUAGCUUGCAUGAUAUUAGGCUUUAUUAGUUGAGUAACUACCUAUAUCAUUUGCUAGGUUAUAGUUAUCUAUACACUGUUGAAAAUUGUGUUUUACCGGAAUAGAAGUAAGCUAUAGGAGACAGAACUUUCAUUGGCUGUACCUGCUGACAAUAGAUUUUAUUUUGAUUGUUCACCAUCAGCAAUAGUUUUGGUAGUUUAGCUUUAAACAAUCACUGAGUAUACCAAACAUUAGGAACAACUUCCUAAUAUUGAGUUGCACCCCCCCCCCCCCCCCCCCAUUUAACCCUCAGAACAGACUCAAUUAAUCGGGGCAUGGACUCUACAAGGUGUCCAAAGCAUUCCACAGGGAUGCUGGCUCAUGUUGACUCCAUUGCUUCCCACAGUUGUCAAAUUGGCUGGAUGUCCUUUGCGUGGUGGACCAUUCUUGAUACACACAGGAAACUGUUGAGCGUGAAUAACCCAGCAGUGCUGCAGUUCUUGACACAAACUGGUGCGCCUGGCACCUGCUACCAUACCCCGUUCAAAGGCACUUACAUAUUUUGACAUUCACCCUCUGAUUGGCACACAUGUCUCAAGGCUUAAAAAUACUUAUUUAACCGGUCUCCUCUCCAUCAUCUACACUGAUUGAAGUGGAUUUAACAAGUUACAUCAAUAAGGGAGCAUAGCUUUCACCUGGAUUCACCUGGUCAGUCUAUGUCAGUGUAUAUGGUCAUUUUUAGAUAUACAGGGUAAAGUGAUAAUUGCAUAAUGAGGACAGCAAUCACUUUUGCGAGGUGCACUGCAUGGCCGAAGCGAGAGGAGAAGAUGACGCCGUAAAAACGUCCAAAUUGUCAAAACCAUUAGAUUUUGAGAUGGGGGUGAAAUCCAAAGUUGUGCUUUAUAUUCAUUGGCGAUGUCAUAGCUAAUUUGGAAUCGAUACAUUUUGAUGCAUUACUAGCUCAAACACUUCUGCAGAAAUGACAAGUUAAUUAGUGGGUGAUGGUGAUUUCAGAACCAAAGUGGGGGAACAGAAAACUGGCUACAUUGCCCCCCUCUAAUCUGGUAGUGGGGUGGUACCUAGUCUCCCUUAUGGCUCAGCUCAGGUGCCUACAUAGUACCUACACCAUAGACCUACAGUACCAGUCAAAAGUUUUAGAACACCUACUCAUUCCAGGGUUUUUCUUUAUUUUUACAAUUUUUUACAUUGUAGAAUAAUAGUGAAGACAUCAAAACUAUGAAAUAACACAUAUGGAAUCAUAUAUAUUAUAUUUGAGAUUCUUCAAAUAGCCACCCUUUACCUUGGUGACAGCUUUGCACACUCUUGGCAUGCUCUCAACCAGCUUCACCUGGAAUGCUUUUCCAACAGUCUUGAAGGAGUUCCCACAUAUGCUAAGCGCUUUUCCUUCACUCUGUCGUCCGACUCAUCCCAAACCAUCUCAAUUGGGUUGAGGUCAUCUGAUGCAGCGCUCCAUCACUCUCCUUCUUGGUAAAAUAGCCCUUACACAGCCUGGAGUUGUGUUGGGUCAUUGUCCUGUUGAAAAACAAAUGAUAGUCCCACUAAGCCCAAACCAGAUGGGAUGGUGUAUCGCAGCAGAAUGCUGUGGUAGCCAUGCUGGUUAAGUGUGCCUUGAAUUCUAAAUAAAUCACAGACAGUGUCACCAGCAAAGCACCCCCACACCAUAACACCUCCUCCUCCAUGCUUACGGUGGGAAAUACACAUGCAGAGAUAAUCUGUUCACCCACACCGCAUCUCACAAAGACACAGCGCUUGGAACCAAAAAUCUCCUAUUUGGACUCCAGACCAAAGGACACAUUUCCACCGGUCUAAUGUCCAUUGCUCGUGUUUCUUGGCCCAAGCAGGUCUCUUCUUAUUAUUGGUGUCCUUUAGUAGUGGUUUCUUUGCAGCAAUCGACCAUGAAGGCCUGAUUCACACAGUCCCCUCUGUACAGUUGAUGUUGAGAUGUGUCUGUGACUUCAACUCUGUGAAGCAUUUAUUUGGGUUGCAAUUUCUGAGGCUGGUAACUCUAAUUAAUUUAUCCUCUGCAGCAGAGGUAACUCUGGUCUUCCAUUCCUGUGGCGGUCCUCAUGAGAGUCAGUUUCAUCAUAGCGCUUGAUGGUUUUUGCGACUGCACUUGAAGAAACUUUCAAAGUUCUUGAAAUAUUCCGUAUUGACUGACCUUCAUGUUUUAAAGUAAUGAUGGACUGUCGUUUCUCUUUGCUUAUUUGAGCUGUUCCUGACAUAAUAUGGACUUGGACAAAUACGGCUAUCUUCUGUAUACCACCCUACCUUGUCACAACACAACUGAUUAGCUCAAACGCAUUAAGAAGGAAAGAAAUUCCACAAAUUAACUUUUAAGAAGGCACACCUGUUAAUUGAAAUGCAUUCCAGGUGACUACCUCAUGAAGCUGGUUGAGAGAAUGCCAAUAGUGUGCAAAGCCGUCAUCAAGGCAAAGGGUGGCUACUUUGAAGAAUCUCAAAUAUGAAAUAUAUUUUGAUUUGUUUAACACAUUUUUGGUUACUGCAUGAUUCCAUAUGUGUUAUUUCAUAGUUUUGAUGUCUUCACUAUUAUUCUACAAUGUUAAAAAUAAAGAAAAACCUUUGAAUGAGUAGGUGUGUCCAAACUUUUUACUGGUAGUGUACGUCAUUUACACACACACACACACACACACACACACACAGAUCCAGCUCAGAGAGACCCAACUCAUGAGCUCCAUCAGAAGCAGAUUGUAAUUUUGAAUGUAAAAUGAAUGUGUUUAUGCAACAAAUGUUAGUGCAUCGUAUCGAACCGAAUCUCAUCGAUUCGCUCUCUAAUCAAACCGAAUCGCACUAAAACGUAUCGUUCCUGUAUCCUAUCGGAGCCCAUGUAUCAAAUCGUCUUGAAAGGGAAAGAUACACAUUCCUAUUAGCCAGACAGAACUGUAUGGAAGGUGACACCGCUGAAUCUGAUGGUGAGUUAAUAGCUGGGACGUGUUCACUACAAACUAAACGGAAGAAAAUGGACUGAAACAGGGAGGGACUACCUGAAUUUGUCUAAUAAGAAACUCUUGUUUUUUUUAUACAGUGUGCAAUGAUGAAUCUUUGUUGGGGUUUAUUGCUCAAUAGAUGUUGUUUCUGUGCCUGUGCAGCUGAUCCUGAGGGGUCCAAGCGAGAAAAGUCAGGCGCUCCAGAGAAGGUAAAAGACAAAGAGCAAGGGAGCAACCCAGCAGGAAAGGGGGAAGGUUUGAAGGAGGAAGGUAAGGAGGGACCAUCGGUGGAGGUGAAAGAGGAGGAGAGCAAAGAUGUCAAGCCCAGCAAGGGAAAGGUCAUCUCCACGGAAACCGUUGGAAGCAACAAGCCCUCAGGGGAAAAAUACUCUCCUAAAGUAAGUCUAUUUUUUUCUUUCUUUCUUGCUAGAAACAUCUGGAGAUUUCUGUAUUUUAUGGCUCCUCAAUCCUUUUUUUCACGUUUUCUUUUUCUUCUUUGGAGUUAUUGUCCUCUUUCCCACUCUCAUUUAGCAUCUCUUUCUCUUUGUUUUCAAAUUCAUCAUCUUUCGCUGUAUUGUGUGUCUAUUGGCUCAUUCGAGCUAGAGGUUGACUUGCUGUAUAUAACAGAUUGAUGUUAUAACCAAAUGUCACCUAGUUGAUUUCUUCUCUAUCUCUUGUUUCCUGCAGGAGCUGCUUGCUCUGCUCAAGUGUGUGGAGGCGGACAUCGCCAACUAUGAAGUGUUUUUAAAGGAGGAGGUGGAGAAGAGGAAGAAAUACAAGGUUAUUAUACAGAAUAAUACAGUUCCUAAGUAGUGGGGUUAAUGAGUUUGAUCACAGAAAUCCACAGCUAUGUGGGUGGGUUUAUGUGAUGAUGUGUGUGUUAUGUGUGGUGUGUUUGUAUGUUGUUGUGUUAAUGAAAAUGUUGAACUGUGUUUUGACCAGAUCGAUGACCAGAGAAGGACCCAUAAUUAUGACGAGUUCAUCUGCACCUUCAUAUCCAUGCUGGCACAAGAAGGUAAGGCCACCUCUCACCCCUUUCCUUUGGUAGAACAAAAGGUGGAUUUUCAUGCAUGCACACACAUCCGGUCUUAUUCUUUCUCUGCUUAUUAGCUAAUCCCUGAGUUCUAUAUUUAACCUCCCUGCUGUGCAGUCAGAGACCCACACUGUCUGAGAGUGGUCCACAAAUGGUGCUCUCUCUCCACAUCUCCCUCUCUGACAACUGUUUUUAUCUGAUUUCAUGUAGGAAAAUGUGAUAUAACAUUUACUAGAUCAGAGGCAAUUUUACAGGAACCUCUUUAAAUCAAUGGAGUUCUUUCUGAUCUCUCGCUCUCCUUCUCUCCCCAGGCAUGUUGGCUAGUCUGGUCGAGCAGAAUAUCUCUGUGCGUCGUCGUCAGGGAGUGAGCAUCGGCCGUCUACACAAACAGAGGAAACCAGACCGCAGGAAACGCUCGCGACCCUACAAGGCCAAGCGCCAGUGACCCCAGGAAGUGCUUGCUUGGGGUCACCGAUCACCAAUCACAGCAGAGAAAAUACAAAAACCCUUGUUGCACUCAUGACACUGUCCUGUGACUUCAGGGAGAAAAGGACUCAUUCAUAUUGCUGUAUUUUAAUGUCAGUCUCUGACUUCAUCCAAUGGACCAUCUGUUGAUUAAUUUAAUCAGAUUAUGUUUGCUUUACUGUAAGAGGAAGAGUAAUUUUUUAUCAGAUGUAUGUACUGUAUGUUAGAUUGUGUCCCAAGUGGCACCCUAUUCCCUAGUGCACUAC